Molecule: messenger RNA, 3509 nt
Organism: Xyrauchen texanus (razorback sucker)
Lineage: Eukaryota; Metazoa; Chordata; Actinopteri; Cypriniformes; Catostomidae
Product: refilin-A-like
Exons: 4
Coding region: 366-1034 (222 amino acids)
Biological process (GO): skeletal system morphogenesis; actin filament bundle organization; negative regulation of bone mineralization involved in bone maturation
Cellular component (GO): actin filament bundle
Molecular function (GO): filamin binding
Source: RefSeq, a predicted model, not a curated record
CGCUGCUGCCAGAUAAACUUCAGCGUUUCCAGAAGAGCAAGAGAGGGACGGCAGAACCGGUGCGGGGUUGAACUGUUCAGUGGUGAAUUAACCAGCGGACAAUUGUGAGACAUCUGUGAUAUUCUCUUCGAAGUCUUUGCGGUGGAAAUAAUCGCUUCUGUUGUGGAUUUUACACUCCCGAGAUUAUGAACUAAAAGUGUUAUGCGCUGAUCAUUUAAUUCACGGACUUUUAACCGGUGGAAAUCUCUGCGAUUCAAAGGCAUCAGUUGGAGCACUGGGAUUUCAUCUGUGGCUCAGAUAUGGAACUUUAACUUCAUCUCUCCUGGAGUGAAUUUGCCUGAUUUUAGCUUUGCGCUUCUCCAGAAAUGGUGGGGCACUUACAUUUACAAGCUAUGGAUGAGAGUUUGAAAGGAAAGAACAGGGAGGGACUGCUCGAUAGUCCGGAUUCAGGACUCCCUCCAAGUCCCAGCCCACCCUUCUACUCUUUGUCACCGGGGAUCCUUGAGUCUCGUUCCGGCAGCUGUUCAACACCAACUGAGCUGCAGGGAUACAGCAGAAAGGAGAGCCGGGAGGGCAAACUGCUGCCAUACUUGCUCCUGAACUCUCAAGGUCCAGAUGCUAAGUCACGGAUGUACCCUGUGGUCUACGGAGAGAGCAUUGAGGUCAACCCAAAACCUGAAAAAGAGAUCAAGUUCAACUCAGCAGUGAAGUAUGCUUCAGACAAACAUUUCCGCGACCAAGUAUACUGCGUCCAGGUCCCGACCGUCACGUCCUUUAGCGAGACAGUGGUGGCGGUGCAAAACCACACGUGGCGCAGCUACAAGUCAGAGGUUCACUUCGAGCCACGGCUCAGGCCUAUACACUUCCAAAGCACAACCAUAGUGUUUCCCAAGCAUGCCCGUAAUACGUACCGCACCACACUUAACUACAAUUGUAACAGAAAUGCAGCCGGGCGACGAUGGUUUGUGUCCACAGUCAGACUAGAGUCCACCGAGGAUGCCAGUCCAUGUAUCAUUUACACAGAAGACCUCUGAGAGGGGUUUGAUAUCGUUCCCACAAUUGAAAAACUCCCUUUUUAGAGCUGCAUUGGAAGUGCUUGGACUCGAGCAACAGGGCUCUGUUACAACUACAACCCUGAUUAAAAAUGGAUGGAGACUGGAGACUUCAAAGAAAACUAAGUCAGUGAGGGCCAUUUUGUUCUUUUGCUUCCGGUGAAGUUGGUACUUAACAGUGGGAAUAAGUUGUGUCUGUGCAGUCUUCUUUACAUGUUGCAGUAUACGUUUAUUAUGUGUAAGUCAUGUAUUUUUGUACAUCAGAGAUUUUUUGAUUGUAAUAUCCAGUCAGGAGGGGAGUGAACCAUUUGGGCAGAAACAGUUUCUGAUAUUUCUAAAGCUUAUUCAUUGGCCCGCACGGAAUCACAGAAUUCAGCGGAUUUUCGCAGAAUUCAUACACAUGUUGAUUUAAAAGUUCGACACAUCCCCCUCACCUUGCGUGUUUAAAAUCUAAUCAGAAUCUCUAUUAUUUGCCAGCACAUUUAGGUAACCAAGGUCAAUUCUGGUACCUCACACAGUACCUUUUAAAGCCAAAAUCUAAAAAUGUUUGCCUAAUUUGAUACGGUUAUCAUCUACAAUUUAAACUGCAAUACUCAGCUUUAAGCGAUUUAACCAUUUCAAUCUGAAUUCUGAAUUCUACAGAUUUUCCCCCAGCGCAAAAAUAUGAAAAGGUUCCAUGCGGGCCUAAUUAUUUGUCUUACUCAGUAUUGCUGAUUCUUGCAAAUGCUCAAACAGGAAAUGGUACACCACAAGCCUGACUAUAAUUAAGACUAAAUGCUGCCAAAUUUUAUUGCCAUAUUUUAUUAUAAAGUCUGUGGAUGAGAGAUCCAGCACAUAGUAAAUUGGGAUUCAACCCUAAAUAUUCAGAGAAUUUGCUGAGAUCAUAUUUACUGUAUCUUAGUUGCACUUUUGUGUUAUAAAUGUCUUGAUAUGAAAAAAGGUAAAUAAACAAGUAGGAGCACUUGAAAGGUUGGACCAAAUAUUCUGUAAAAUGUAUAGAAAGGGAAAUACGACCUUAAAGAUUUCCUCCCUUUCUGUUUGUACCUCAGACAAUGUGGAAUAAUUCUUGCACAAGUAAAAAAAUACAAUUAUUUUUUUUUGGCCACCCAAGGUUUUGAGGUGAUGAUAAUAAUGAAAUGGCCAAAAGAUGACCUGAACUCACAAAGAUGGUUAGGGAAUGAAAGAAAAUGCAAGAACUUGUAUUUAAAUUAAUAACCAAUAGAUUGAUUGAGCAUGUAUUACAGUAGAUGGGAGAAUUGAGGGGGGAUUUGUGCUGGUUUUGUGAAUAAGAAUAGUUAACCUGGAGGGAACAAAGUUAAUUUAACUCAUGACAUUAUUAUCUUCUGAAGACUAUGUGCAUUAACCUGACAUGCGUUCUGGUUGUAUGACUGGAUAACCUCUGGUUUCGAGAAGUAAUGAGUAUUUUCUCUUGUUUUUGGAGCCAAAAAGUCUCAUCUAAAAUCUUGAUUAAGUGAACUGUUAACACCAGCUAAUGCAUUUCCUGUUGCACACAAACUCUUUUGUGUAGCUGAGAGGGAACGCAUCCUGUUCUGAGAUGACUUGCUUUAACUUCUGCUGUUCUUUUUGGAAGGUAAUGAGAUAUAAUGCACCGAUAUUUUCACUAAAGCAAUCAAUCAUUGGGGACGUGUCAAUACUUGAUUUUGUUCUUGAUUUUGGACUAUAAAUUUAGAAUUCUUACCUCAUUAAAAAUCUUUCUUUUUUUUUAUGAUGUUGAUCCUCUGGUGCAUGAAAAUAGCUGUGCAUUUAAUAUUUCAGGGGAAAAGAAAAAUGUAUGUUUAAGUCUGUAAUAGUGUAUGGAUUUACUGUAAGUGUUGAGAGGAAAUACAUGGAAGUAAAAGAACAAAAGAACAGGGUUCUGUCAAAACAGUGUUAUACAGUAAACUAAUGCAUCAUGCACAUAUAUUCCAUGACAUUACUGGAAAAUAUGCAUACCAUAGACAUUUAGAUGGUUUAGUUAACCAAUGCCUGCAAAAAGCAUUAGCAUUUAAAGAGAAACUCGCAAGGGGUUGAAAAGAUGUGAAAUUACAGGGGAGGCAUGUCUGAUAAAUCACUUAUGUGUUGAAAUGGUUUACCCAUGAAAUGAUGGACAUUUGAUAAGUUAAUAGAGGAAUUUUAGCAACGUGUUGAAAGCCAUGUUAUGUAAUUAGACUGGAGCUGAUGGGAGAGCAUUUAUUUUUGUCAUGUGUAUGAAAUUUUAUGAUUAAAUCAGUUUGAUGUAAAAAUACUCUCUGCUAACUGAUCAAUUUUUGUUUUGUUUCCUAUAACACGAUAAUUUGUGUGUAUGUAAAAUACUUUACUGUUGUAUAUGUGGCAAACAGCACUUGUAAUUCUCUUUAUAUUUUUGUAUAAGUCCCAAGUUAAUUGUCUUUUGGACAACAGAUGAGAAAAUAAUUUAAGAAAAACAAAAUGUAUAUCCAAACUGAAUAAAUAAAAGCC